AAAUUUGUAGUUUUUAAAGGAUCCUUUUCGCAAUAAUUUGUAGAGAGAAGACGUCGGCGUUACUCGUGUAUGUCCUUUUUUGAGCCAGGAAUUCUUCGGUUUCCUCCUAGCAUCCUCCUCUGUCUAUGCCCGACCGCCUCUCACUAUCUCUUCAGAGCCCUCUCUUAAAAAUCGCUCCGCUGACUACGCGAAAAACCGUCCCCACACAACGUUGCUUAGUUAAAACCCUUUUUGUAUUUUUUUGCUCGUAUCUGUCUCUUGGCUACUCAUUCUGCUGCGCCGUGCGUGAAGAUAUGCUUGAAAAAGCCUGUCUCUGUGCGACCUUUUUUUUGUACUUGUGACGAUGUCGACUGUGAACCCUGCCGAUGCUGUCGGCGAAGCGAAGCCGGGGCCUGAAGUUACCGUGGAAUUUGUGCAAGCGAUCGCCCGCGAGGCAGGCGAAAUCCUCCGAACGUCCUUCUACGAUAGGAAUAAGAAGGUCGACACGAAGGACUCUCCCGCCGAUCUUGUCACGGAAUACGACAGAGCCAUUGAAGACCACCUGAAGAAAAGGAUCCACAAGGCGUUUCCAACGCACCAGUUCUUGUGCGAGGAAUCUAGCACAUCGAAUGAUUGCCUAACAGACGCUCCGACAUGGGUGAUUGAUCCAAUUGACGGGACGACGAACUUUGUGCAUUCAAUUCCUCACACCUGUGUGUCGAUUGGAUUCGCGGUCAACAAACAGGUCCUCAUAGGCGUCGUGUAUGCUCCAAUUCUCGAAGAACUGUUCACCGCUGAGAAGGGAAAAGGAGCUUAUUUGAAUGGUGAACGAAUUCACACAUCAGGGCGCCGGGACCCUUCUCGUGCUGUCGUGUGCUGCGGCUUUUCCGUCAGUUCUCUGCGCAAGAUUGGUAUGCCUGACGUCGACCCUGUUGCCCAAGCGGCCGCCCGCGAGAUUGAGAAAUCCGUUAUGAACAACGUCACUUACUGCGUGCACAACUGCCGUGAUAUACGGCAUUACGGAUCGACGGCCCUCGAGCUCUGCUACGUUGCGGCAGGUCGUCUGGAUGCGUAUCAGUCCCUUAGCCCGAAGGAAUGGGACCUCGCCGCAGGCGUACUAAUUGUGGAGGAGGCAGGCGGAUGUGUGAUUGACUUCGACGGAAAGCCGCUGGAGCUCCAUGUACGACGCGCACUUGCUGCAAGCACAGAGGAACUGGCCAGAUCAUUCGUGGGCAAACUUACGGCUCCUGGCCUAUAAGGAUUCAUUACUAUGUAUUGGAGGACGCCGGUCGGGCUCGGAGAAUUCGUGGCAAACAUACAGGAACAAGGAAUAUGCCUCAGAAGCAGAGGAAGGUGUGCAAGUGCACACCAGCUGGGAACCUUCUUUUUGACACUGUUCCGUUUUUCCGGCUGAGUUUCGUUGUUGUCUCUUUCUGCACGAGUCGAUGCCUUUGCCGUACGUUAUCUCUGUCACUUAACUUGUCGAAACGUGUUCUCUAGGGUCUACAGUCCUGGCAGCCGAAAGACGGUGUGCUUAUCUUGAUGUAAAAGCCCUCUCGAUAACGCGAGCCUGACGUGGCCACCCGUCCAUCAAUAGUGUUAGUAUUCUACCCUAGUUUUCCUUUUGAAGUUUCCCUUUUGUUGAUGGAGGGAGUUUUAUGGACAGGCGUGUGUCGCUCCGUUGCUGGUAUUCGUAGCCUUUCAUUAUUGAUCGUGCUGUGACUCUACAGGAGUUGACAGCUCAGACAUUGACAGUGCUCAUUUUGGAGAAAGCUCGUUUUUGAUCCUGCACGUAAAAGCUGACAUGGCAUGGAGAGACAAUGCACAACAGUUGCCGACUUCUCGACCAGAACCAUGUGUACAUAACGUGCCUUGCCUACUGUUGACAGAGAGACCCAUUCAGGCAGAUGACUGUAGAGCCUAUUCCGUUCCCGCGUGCUAUCUUGUCGCCUUAUCUUGGCAGAACCUCGACCCUUUGAGAUCCCCGCCAGGGGAGAUACCGAUUGUUUUUGCUAGCCGCGAAUGUAGUCUCUCCCAGCGCUCUAAGACUGUUCGUACACUUGUUAAGCGUGUAGUGUCACUGCCCAGAUAGUGCGGAAGUCUAACUUUGAAUAAUGCCUCUGAGCACCACUCCCAUCUACUACCUCUUCAGAGAA
Toxoplasma gondii ME49 is the source of this 2135-nucleotide messenger RNA. RefSeq names its product inositol(myo)-1(or 4)-monophosphatase 2, putative. NCBI's taxonomy places the organism in Eukaryota, Apicomplexa, Conoidasida, Eucoccidiorida, Sarcocystidae. Gene Ontology annotation, molecular function: inositol monophosphate 1-phosphatase activity. Gene Ontology annotation, biological process: phosphatidylinositol phosphate biosynthetic process; signal transduction; inositol metabolic process. The coding region runs from base 344 to 1237 and encodes 297 amino acids. The record is from RefSeq and is a predicted model, not a curated record. The transcript has 11 exons.